Cynara cardunculus var. scolymus (artichoke) is the source of this 1486-nucleotide messenger RNA. RefSeq names its product tRNA-specific adenosine deaminase TAD1. Gene Ontology annotation, molecular function: double-stranded RNA binding; double-stranded RNA adenosine deaminase activity; tRNA-specific adenosine deaminase activity. Bases 53 to 1291 code for a protein of 412 amino acids. The transcript has 11 exons. The record is from RefSeq and is a predicted model, not a curated record. Lineage: Eukaryota; Viridiplantae; Streptophyta; Magnoliopsida; Asterales; Asteraceae. Gene Ontology annotation, biological process: RNA processing; adenosine to inosine editing. Gene Ontology annotation, cellular component: cytoplasm; nucleolus.
AAGUUAAUCCAUUCCAUUGCCCUUCAUUUCCCUCCAUCUUACCGGAGCGCCAAUGAGUUCACCGUCGCCGGAGAAGAAACAAUGGGGAGAGAAGGUUUCACAGACGGUUUUCUCAGCAUACAACCGUCUCCCAAAGAAAGGAAAGCCUCAAGGUCGUGAAGUCACCGUCUUAGCCGCAUUCCUUACUUCUUCCCCUUCUCAAGAGUUGAAGGUGGUUGCAAUGGGGACAGGAACCAAAUGCAUUGGGCGUUCUCGUCUUAGUGUUUCUGGUGAUGUUUUGAAUGAUGCUCAUGCUGAAAUUGUAGCUAGAAGAGCUUUAGUAAGGUACUUCUACUCAGAGAUUCAAAAGGGUAGUGCUCAAUUUCCAGUUGGAUCUGCCACAGACUCCAUUUUCUAUCAGGAGGCAGGAGGUUUCGGCAAUGGAAAAUACAAGAUGAGGCCGGGUUGGCAAUUGCAUUUAUACAUAUCACAAUUGCCAUGUGGAGAUGCUUCUCUCAAUUCACAGCUUUUUCCUUGCUUGAAUAGUUCACUGAAAGAAGGUUGUUCAAUAUCUUCAACAAGCAAACUGAAUGAUCUUAUGGAGGAAUUCUUAGAGUCGUCCAUGAAGAACAACGGUGAUUGUUCACAGGUCAUUGGCACUGUUCAAAGGAAACCUGGUCGUGGCGAUGCAACUUUGUCAGUGAGCUGUUCCGAUAAAAUUUCCCGUUGGAAUGUUGUGGGUGUCCAAGGGGCUUUACUUUCUCAUUUUCUACAGCCAGUUUACAUUUCAUCAAUAACUGUCGGGCAAUCCCGUAAUUGUUCUGAUAAGGAAGUAGAAGAGCAGUUGAGAAGGUCUUUGAGUGAUAGAGUUCUACCAUUAUCGAAGAAACUAACAAGUCCUUUUAAAGUUAAUAAGCCAUUGUUUUCUGUAGCUUCAGUACCUCUUGAGGUGUUUCGCCAUGCUGAAACUGCUGCAUCCACUUUAACAUGCGGAUAUUCAAUAAGCUGGAAUAAGUCCGGUUUGCACGAAGUCAUCCUUGGAACCACUGGACGAAAGCAAGGGACAUCUGCAAAAGGUGCCAUGCACCCCUCUUCGGAGUCAACUUUAUGCAAGAAAAGAAUGCUGGAAUCAUUUCUGUCACUGAGUCGAUCUUUAACCAAUUUUCCAUUGAGUGAAACUUCCUACCGGAGACUAAAGGAGAAGGCCGGAGAAUAUAAUUCAGCCUUGAAGAUUUUUAAGGAAAGCCCGCAGUUUAGCAAUUGGCUUGUGAAGCCAUUACAGUUUGAGCCUCCCGUUCUUAUGGGGCAAUGACUUGAACUUCAGAUGGUUGAGCUGCCAUUGGACCUAUUACAGAUGCUUCUUUUCCAAGGAUAUGAGGUCUUGUUUCUUCUCUUAAUUCAUUGUUCUUGAAAUUUCAUAUUGCAUGUAAUUUAAAGCUGUUGUAACAUCUACUUUGUCAAAAAGAAUACCUUCCCAUUUAAUUUAGAUUUAAUUGGUUUCUGGCUU